AUGCCCGAAUACGCCUACAGCUACAACACAGUUACAGACGAGAUCUCCUGGCGCUCGGUGGUUGGGCCACGACAUGGCGCUCCAGACGAAUGGCAUCGACGCCAGACUUUAUGGGCUCCCGAGAGCAUAUCGAGCCCCAAACACGCAAAGGCUGGUGCUCGCAGUCUCGUCGAUAUGAGCGUCAGAGUCAUGGCGACGAAUUUCAGCUCUCUUGGGAUGGACGAUUUAAAACUGGUCCCUCGUCACCUGAUAUACCUGGUGUGGCAGUACAUGGAGAAUACUCAAGAGUCGUUGGAGUUUCAAUCCUGGAAGAUCUGCGCCAGAUACCUCUGGGAUGGUGAACCUAUUGAACAACCGCUGACUCUGAGCGUCCUCAAGCAUGCAGAGGAGAUAUCAUCGCCAACCGGACUCCUGGUCCAAUAUAUCACCCCUCUGAUAUCGACUUCAUUCGACUUCAUUGCCCAUCUGGUCAUCACGGAUUCUGCCGCCUUCAACACGCAUGAGCUGUUGAGUUUGUCGCAGCUGAAGAAUCUUGGCGUCCUCGAGAUUAUUCAACCAGGAGACGAGGUUCUUGCAGCCACAUUUCCUCGUGUGACUGACUCGAUUGUCCGAGAGUGGGCGCGAGAACCAGAUCCUUUCCCCGUCUUACGAGUGUUGAGAAUCUGGGGCAAUGAUUUCACCACCACCAAAUCUCUGCGCUACCUUGCAAGCUUUCCAGCGCUCACGCUCUAUGAUACGGCCGGAAAACUCCGCGACUGGGACUCAGCAGAUACGGAUCGAGCGUCUUCCGGUUGGAGCUACCAACGAAAAACAUGGUCUGAUAACCUCGUCAUGACGCUAGCAGCCCACUUCACACUCCUUGGUCACUGGGAUAUUCUCAUUCGGAAACUCGAUGGUUUUUCUCUCGACUAUAUGGUCGCUGCGUUGCUUUCUGCAGCCAGAUCAAGGAGUCACAUAUUGGCGUUGCGUGCGCGGACCAGUCCGCAGCCCUCUUCACGGCAACAACCCCUCGCAUACACGGAGCACGUCAAAUUCAUCGACGGCUUGUGCUUUGAUCUAUGGGGCUUCCUCCUCUACGCAAGCAUUGGAGAAGCAUCGUCCGACCGGGAAUUUCUGGCUCGAGGGCUGAGUUUGCCUGAUCAGGCCUCUGUGGGUGAAGCACUAUUACUUCCACCUCGGCCAUUCGCAUCAUUGAGUCUGGGGCGAGGUUCUCACUUACAUCCUGAGACCCGCGAGUACGAUAUGUGCAAGCAGAAGAAAAGGAGGAUCCUUCAAGGGCUUCAACAGCGUGCUACGUUCUCCAGAUAUUGCGACGAACGGAGAAUCGAAGCUGCUUUCGAAGCGUACACUACCUUCGUUCGGCUGGACAGCUAUUCAGACACACCAAGUGAGGAAGCAGGACCCAAGGCCGCCAAGGUUGGUAAAGGCACGAAGAGACGUCGACCAGUGACAGAGUUCCUCCCAACUGGUCGAUGA
Messenger RNA from Anthostomella pinea, 1476 nucleotides. The record is from the annotation of a GenBank genome assembly. NCBI's taxonomy places the organism in Eukaryota, Fungi, Ascomycota, Sordariomycetes, Xylariales, Xylariaceae.